AUGGUGACUGAUAUACAUUUAGUCAAAGUUAAACCAUCGAUCGAAAAUGUUGAUCCUUUCAAGAAAUACCAAUUAAGCACUCCGUCCACGUUCUCUUUGCAAGAAAACCCAAUUUUGUAUGGUGGUGGUAGAGGUUGGGUAUUGACUAUUGAAGACGUUGAUAAUUCGUAUUUCAGUUCUCUAAGGAAUCAUUUAGGAAAAGAUUUAAAUCAAGGUCUCUCGGUAGAUGUAUUUGUUUUAAAUACAUCAUUUAUAAUGUGGUUUACUGGUUACGGGUUUGGUAUGGAGUUCAUGUACCCGAAUAUCAUUUUGCAUGCUUUGCAAAAAAACCCUGAAAAUGAGUUGAUGUUGUACCUACAAUUGAAAGAAGAUCAUGCCAAUGAUACAUCUAAAGGAAUAGAAGAAGAGGGUGAACAAGAAAUACCGAUAAUAGAGGCUCGAUUGGUUCCUGAAAGGAAGGUAUCGCCAGAGGGUAAUGAGACCUUGUUUACUAAUGAAUUUUUCGGUGGUGACAAUCAAGGAGACAAAAUGGUUGAAAACACAUUUAAUGCGUUAUCACAAUGCUCUGCUUUCCAUCUAGAUCCACAGUCCGAAGAAGAACUACUAGAAAAUGAUGAAAUGUCCCAGGAGAUGCCUAAUUUUCCGAUCAUUGGCAAUACAGACAGUUCGCAUGAGGGCAGUGAAGUUUUGUUGAAUACCGGUGGUCAAGCAGAUGAUAUAGAUGAUGAUACUGCUGAAGAUCCUAACCAACAAGAACAACAAAUAUCGGGAAUCGAAGUCGUGAUACCUGGUGAAAGGUUGGGAGUCAUAAGACACCGUGUUGAAUCCGAUGAAGAACUGGAUUUUCAUAAGCAUCGGAAAGUUUAA
Molecule: messenger RNA, 867 nt
Organism: Saccharomycopsis crataegensis
Lineage: Eukaryota; Fungi; Ascomycota; Saccharomycetes; Ascoideales; Saccharomycopsidaceae
Gene: LOT5
Product: Lot5p
Exons: 1
Coding region: 1-867 (288 amino acids)
Biological process (GO): spliceosomal snRNP assembly; mRNA cis splicing, via spliceosome
Cellular component (GO): cytosol; pICln-Sm protein complex; spliceosomal complex
Source: RefSeq, a predicted model, not a curated record